This is a messenger RNA of Lasiosphaeria miniovina, 630 nucleotides long. RefSeq lists its product as uncharacterized. The transcript has 3 exons. The record is from RefSeq and is a predicted model, not a curated record. Lineage: Eukaryota; Fungi; Ascomycota; Sordariomycetes; Sordariales; Lasiosphaeriaceae. Bases 1 to 630 code for a protein of 209 amino acids.
AUGCAGCCUAAGGACCUCAGCCCUAGCCCUAACCUGACGGCAGUCAAGGACUCGUCGACGACCGCUGGCGACAGUACCAAGGCGCAGAACGACGUACGCGACCCGGCGGACCCGGCCACGCACCACGACAAGGCCGCCGCCAGGGAGAACGUCGACGACACCACCGACGGGCUCGACGUCGGCGACAACCCGGACAAGCUGGACGGGCCCGGCCCGCGCCCGCUCGAGGAGGUCGCCAGAGACUACGGCGGCGACGCCGCCAAGGCUGCCCGGUCGGAGGACAGCAAAAGCACCAGCCACGGCGAGGGCACCGGCGAGCAGUACGUUAAGUCGUCCGGCCUCAAGGCCGACGGCGGCGACUUUGACGCGUCGGUUCCGGGCGCCGGCCGAGAGGCUGAUCGCCUCCUCGAAGAGAAAGACGUCCACAAAGACGGCCCCAACGGCAGCAUCGUCCCCAACACCCACGACCACAGCGCUAGCACCGCCGCGCCGGCUGCCCACACCAAUGGCUCGGCUGCCCACCCCAGCGGCGGCUCCCCCGCGUCGCCGAUCAAAGAGAAGACUAGCCUCAAGACCAAGAUCAAGGCUAAGCUGCACAUGCGCUCUUCUUCGUCGACCACGGCGGAGUAG